GCUCCUGCCAAUCUCUGAGAAGGGGAAUGACACUGGAGAAGCAGAGAGGAAUGACCACAGAGGUAGAGGGGUGAGCAGACUGGCCCAUGGCUGAAGCCUCGCUCCCAGAGCCAAGGGAAGACUUGGAAGCCACUCCUUGUCCCAGUGUCCUGCAGCUAGAGGAGCUCUUGAGAGCGGGGAAGGCCUCUUGCAGCCGAGUAAAUGAAGUUUGGCCCAAUCUUUUCAUAGGAGAUGCGGCCACUGCAAACAACCGCUUUGAGCUGUGGAAGUUGGGUAUCACCCAUGUGCUGAAUGCUGCCCAUGGGGGCCUCUAUUGUCAGGGGGGCCCCGACUUCUAUGGCAGCAGUGUGAGUUACCUGGGGGUGCCAGCUCACGACCUCCCUGACUUCGACAUCAGCACCUACUUCUCCUCUGCAGCUGACUUCAUCCACCGUGCCCUCAACACACCUGGGGCCAAGGUCCUGGUGCACUGUGUAGUAGGCGUGAGCCGCUCUGCCACCCUGGUUCUGGCCUACCUCAUGCUGUAUCAGCAGCUGUCCCUGCGCCAGGCAGUGGUCACUGUGAGGGAGCACCGAUGGAUCUUCCCCAACCGUGGCUUUCUCCGACAGCUCUGCCAGCUGGACCAGCAACUGCGGGCCACAGGCCGGAGCUGAGGGGCCAGAGACAGCCCUUAUUCCUGGCCAUAGGGCUCUGCCACUCUGCCGCCCUGGGACUGGCCCUG
Molecule: messenger RNA, 721 nt
Organism: Dipodomys ordii (Ord's kangaroo rat)
Lineage: Eukaryota; Metazoa; Chordata; Mammalia; Rodentia; Heteromyidae
Product: dual specificity protein phosphatase 13 isoform A
Exons: 4
Coding region: 87-653 (188 amino acids)
Biological process (GO): protein dephosphorylation; negative regulation of MAPK cascade
Cellular component (GO): cytoplasm
Molecular function (GO): protein tyrosine/serine/threonine phosphatase activity; MAP kinase phosphatase activity
Source: RefSeq, a predicted model, not a curated record